CUGCCUGAUCUCUGUUCAGAGGAGAUGGAAAAGGGAAAUCUCUCGGAGGUGACUGAGUUCAUUCUCUCAGGACUGACAGAUCGUCCGGAGCUGCAGGUCCCGCUGUUUGUGGUGUUCCAACUGAUUUAUGGUAUCACCCUGGUGGGGAAUGGGGGGAUGAUCUUGUUAAUCACAAUUGAUCCCCGAUUCCACACCCCCAUGUACUUUUUCCUCAGUAAUUUGUCUUUCUGUGACCUCUGCCUUUCCUCAAUAAUUUCCCCUAAAAUGCUGCUGAAUUUCUUUGCUGAGUGGAGAAGCAUUUCUUCUACUGCCUGUACUGUGCAAAUGCAUCUCUCUAUCAUUUUUGGAGAUGUUGAGUGCCUCUUGCUGGCUGUGAUGGCAUAUGACCGUUAUGUGGCCAUCUGUAACCCGCUGCUCUAUACGGUCACCUUGUCCCGGCAGCUUUGUAAACAGCUGGUGGCUGGGGUGUACGCUGUGGGGGUGGUGGAUUCAAUGAUAUACAUGUGUUUUACAUUUCGGGUGUCAUUUUGCGGCUCCAACAUCAUCAAUCAUUUCUUCUGUAACGUCCUCCCACUGUUGGCGCUCUCCUGUUCUCAAAACCGCAUCAAUGAGAUUGUGAUGUUUGCUUUCAUGAGCUGCAUUACAGUGAGCAGCUUUCUGACUGUCCUCCUCUCCUAUGUCUAUAUAAUCUCCACCAUCCUGCAGAUGCGCUCUGCUGAGGGUCGGCGCAAAGCCUUCUCCACUUGCACUUUCCACUUAACGGCUGUGCUCCUGUCUUUUGGCACUCUCUUCUUCAUGUACUUACAUCCCACCUCCAGCUAUUCCAUGGACAGAGACAAAGUGACCUCAGUGUUUUACACGCUGGUGAUCCCUAUGUUGAACCCUCUCAUCUACAGCCUGAGGAACACAGAGGUGAAGGAUGCCCUGAGGAAAGCAAUGAAUAAACUCCUAACCAUUUCUUGA
Messenger RNA from Caretta caretta (loggerhead turtle), 963 nucleotides. RefSeq names its product olfactory receptor 5W2-like. Gene Ontology annotation, biological process: G protein-coupled receptor signaling pathway. The record is from RefSeq and is a predicted model, not a curated record. Gene Ontology annotation, cellular component: membrane. Gene Ontology annotation, molecular function: olfactory receptor activity; G protein-coupled receptor activity. Lineage: Eukaryota; Metazoa; Chordata; Testudines; Cheloniidae.